GGCUUUUUACUUUGUCUACUAUUUCUUUCUCUCUUCAUUCUUCUUACUAUCCGGUACAACAUAUACGUAUUCUUUAAUUGUUUUGUCGGCGAGUACGAUAUACAUACAUUUUUCAUUCUCAAGCGCCAGUCGCCAUUAUUCUAUUCUGUUUUUUUAAAUUUUAAAAGCAAAUUCAUACAGUGGUUCUCUAACUUCAUAACAAAUCAUUCUUUCAAAAUGCAUUUCAUACAGCCUCUCCUCGUUUCCGCCCUGAGCAUCAGCACUGUCUAUGCUGCAACAAACACAACCGGCUCUCAAACCCAUAUAGUCCGCGUCGGCCAGGCCAACAAUAGCACUGCACUUAGAUAUUUCCCCGACAACAUUUCCGCCAAAGUAGGCGAUACAAUCCAAUUUCAAUUCGCGGCCGGAAACCACACCGUCACCCAAUCCACUUUCGACGCACCUUGCGUUCCAAUUAGCCAAAGCUCAAAUAACACUGGCGUUUUCAGUGGCUAUAUGAGUGUAGCUGCUGGAUUGAAUAGUACGGGUAUGGUACCAGUAUUCAGCAUGCCUGUCAAAGUCGCCACACCGUUGUGGUUUUAUUGUAGUCAAGGAAAGCAUUGUCAAAAUGGGAUGGUUUUGGUAGUCAAUGAGAACACUGCAGCAAACUCAACCCGCUCGCUCGCAAAUUACGCAGGAUUAGCAGCAAAAGCCACACAAAAUCUUGCCCCUACAAUUGAUGGUACUUCGUCUUCCUCUUCUUCCACUUCCUCGACUUCCAAUUCAGGCUCUUCGGGAUCAACGGGCUCCUCGUCUGGUUCCUCGUCCGGCUCUUCAGGCUCAGACUCCUCAUCUACGGCAACAACACUCUCUCCAGCCUCAGGUACAUCGUCAAGUAACAGCGGAGAUUCAUCUGCAGCUGCAGCUGCAUCCGGAACAGCUACAUCCAGCACGUCUCUUGCGGCCGCUACUGCGAAUGCUGGAAAUAAAUUUGGAGCGCAGAAUGUGAUGGGCUAUAUGGGUGCGCUUGGAGCUGGUGUAAUGGUUUUGUUGUGAGAGGUUGAUCGAUAAGUUGAAUGCUGGAUGAUGAAAGAGAAAUGUUCGAAAGAUGGGAGAAAAGUAGGCUUGGUGGAAAUAAUGCGGACGAGAAAGAGUAUGAUGAUUUGUUAAUGUAUCACUAUGCAUAUAUGCAUUAUACCGCGAUCCUGUGGACGGGACGCGAUGAUGGCGUAUGGAGAGUUGUUCUCUACUUUUGUUUGUUUAUUUCGCUGGAUGAUAAAGCGAUGUAUCAUGAUGAGAUAGAAUAGAUGAUGUCUCUCA
This is a messenger RNA of Botrytis cinerea B05.10, 1299 nucleotides long. RefSeq lists its product as hypothetical. The transcript has 3 exons. Bases 217 to 1035 code for a protein of 272 amino acids. Lineage: Eukaryota; Fungi; Ascomycota; Leotiomycetes; Helotiales; Sclerotiniaceae. The record is from RefSeq and is a predicted model, not a curated record.